CGGCUCGAGAAAAGAUGGUUGAAAUCUCACUAGAGUGUGCAAUCGAAGGCCAGGUAGGCUCGUUCGACGUGACGAUCGACGACGGCAAGAAGGUUUCUGUGUUGAAGGAUGCGAUCAAGGCGAAGGAUACAGCGGCGAUCACGUGCGAUGCCAAGUACCUGCAGCUCUCUCUGGCGAAGAAGGGCGAAGAUUGGUUACCAAUUGAGGACCUUCGUGCGAUACGAAAAGGAGAGGAUGUACCGGGGUUCGAAAGGGUAUCACUGGUGGAUACAGAUGAUGAAGAGUACUCGGCCUAUUCGAUUCAGAAAAUGUUGCAGAUGAAAGGAUUGCCCUCACCUCAAACGGAGCAAAUUCACGUGCUGGUGGUGGUUCCUCCGCCGAGUGUCGGGUCGAAGCGUUCAGCUGAUGAAAUUGCUGAUGUCCAGAAAAGAUUGAGACUACUGGAAACCGACUCGGCAGCCAUCAAGCCCGCCUUGGCAGCCAUCAAGCCGAAGACGCUGACCAAGUUCACACCUUUGUCCGUACAUGAAGACGAGUUUCAACUCGACAGUCUGUCUAUCACGCAACAAAGUGACGACCCAAUUGUCAUGACACCUACCUUGCAUGAGUUUUGGGAGGGAUUCGGCGAAUUCCCCCCACAUUAUUUCGUUCGGGUGGAGGAAGUGAUGUUUUGGGAGGUGAUCAAGAAAAUGUUGUAUGGCGAGGAUCGCGUUGUGAUAGUCGGCUCACCGGGUGUCGGAAAAUCCUGCUUUCUUAUGCUUAUCGCGUUUUACCUGGCGUGCAUCAAGAUGGAGAAGGUGCUUGUCAUACGUCGCUUGAAAAAAAGG
This is a messenger RNA of Phytophthora infestans T30-4, 827 nucleotides long. RefSeq names its product crinkler (CRN) family protein. The transcript has a single exon. NCBI's taxonomy places the organism in Eukaryota, Oomycota, Peronosporomycetes, Peronosporales, Peronosporaceae. The annotation marks the transcript as partial. The record is from RefSeq and is a predicted model, not a curated record.